CGCUCUCUCCCUCUCAGACAAGUAGCAGAGGCUUUUAAGCAUGGCGGACGCCGGUGUAUUAGAAUCGCUCUUGCGCCUGGUGGAAAAGGCUGACGGUGGUAUUGACAGCCAGGAUGUGGCGGGCAGUCUCUCAGUGGACCACCAGGUCGUUGUUGGAGCCGUAAAGAGUCUCCAGUCUCUCGGAGAGGUGAUUGAAGCAGAACAGCGCUCCUCCAAGCACUGGGAGCUGACUGGAGAAGGGUCUGAGAUAGCCGAGCACGGAAGCCAUGAAGCCCGGGUGUUUAACGCUAUCCCUGAAGAGGGGAUGCCUCAGAGUCAGCUCAUGAAACUGGCCAGUGGAAAAGUGGGCUUCAGCAAGGCCAUGUCCAGCAAAUGGAUCCGUGUGGAUAAAGGUCACGAGGGAGGCCCCAGAGUGUUCAGAACAGUGGAGAGCAUUGUAGACUCUGUGAGAGAGAAACUGCAGCUAGUGCAGAAGGGUCAGUCAUCUAAACUGGAGGAGAAAGUGAAGAACGAACUGAAGAAACGGAAACUGCUGACGGAGGUGACAGUGAAGUCCUACUGGAUCACCAAAGGCAGCAACUUCAGCACCACCAUCACUAAACAGGAGACUGAACUCACUCCAGAGAUGAUUGCUAGUGGAAGUUGGAAAGAGAAGAAGUUCAAGCCUUAUAACUUUGAGGCAAUGGGUGUUGCUCCAGACUCUGGCCAUUUGCACCCUCUGAUGAAGGUGCGGACGCAGUUCAGACAGAUCUUCCUGGAGAUGGGGUUCACAGAAAUGCCCACCAAUAAUUUUAUCGAGAGUUCUUUCUGGAACUUUGACUCUCUGUUCCAGCCGCAGCAGCAUCCAGCUAGAGAUCAGCAUGACACCUUCUUCCUGUCCGAUCCUGCAAUGGCUCAUAAAUUUCCCGAAGACUACCUUGAAAGGGUGAAAAAGGUCCAUUCUGAGGGAGGAUAUGGGUCACAGGGGUACAAGUAUGACUGGAAGAUCGAGGAAGCUCAGAAGAACAUCCUCCGCACACACACGACAGCUGUGAGCGCACGCAUGCUCUACAAACUAGCCCAGCAGGAGAAGUUCACACCAGUGAAGUACUUCUCUAUAGACCGUGUGUUUCGCAAUGAGACGCUGGACGCCACUCAUCUGGCAGAGUUCCAUCAGAUCGAGGGUGUGGUGGCUGAUUAUGGUCUGACGCUGGGUGACCUGAUGGGGGUUCUGCAUCAGUUCUUCACCAAACUGGGUAUCACUAAGUUGCGUUUCAAGCCAGCUUACAACCCUUACACUGAGCCCAGCAUGGAGGUGUUCAGCUAUCAUGAAGGAUUGAAGAAAUGGGUAGAGGUUGGGAACUCUGGGGUCUUCAGACCUGAAAUGCUGCUGCCUAUGGGUUUACCGGAGGGUGUGUCUGUCAUUGCCUGGGGGCUUUCUUUAGAGAGGCCCACCAUGAUCAAGUACGGCAUCAACAACAUCCGUGAGCUUGUGGGGCACAAAGUGAACCUGCAGAUGGUCUAUGACAGCCCAGUGUGUCGCCUGGACUCUUAAACUGCACUCAGGAACAAUCACGGGACAGAAAAGCCUGUCUCUUUCAAAGCCUCUCAUACACAAAUCUCAUGGAUUCAUUCAAACGUCCUGGAUCAGUCCACAUUGCCCCAUGUAGUAAUUACACUCUGUGACACUCUGCUGGGGUCUACUGUCAGUAUCUCACUGAUUAAGUGACCAAGUUAGGCUGACCUCUUUGACAGAAUGGAAAAAAAUUGACACAUUUUUAAGUGAAACUUGUCGGCUGUAAAAUGCGUUUAUAUUAUCCCCAUACAGAUGCACUACUCCAACCAAAUCUGCAUGCACUCAGAGCUAAUGUUAGUACUGACUAGUUAAUUAGCAUCCUGAUUCAGCCCUCUUGGUUCUGACUGUCAGCAGUUGAUCUGUAUGUCUUUUAUUACUGAAUUAGUGCAUAUAUUUAAUGAACUGAAGUUUGUUCUGGCCUGUGUCUCACAAAAAUAAUGUUGAUGCUCUGUUACAUUCACAGCUCACAGUGCACAUAUACCAGCUUAAAGGGAAGCAUUCAUAUUGUAAAAAUUGAUAAAUUAAACAUGUUUAAAAAUGGAA
Molecule: messenger RNA, 2098 nt
Organism: Hemibagrus wyckioides
Lineage: Eukaryota; Metazoa; Chordata; Actinopteri; Siluriformes; Bagridae
Gene: farsa
Product: phenylalanyl-tRNA synthetase subunit alpha
Exons: 13
Coding region: 41-1534 (497 amino acids)
Biological process (GO): phenylalanyl-tRNA aminoacylation
Cellular component (GO): cytosol; phenylalanine-tRNA ligase complex; cytoplasm
Molecular function (GO): phenylalanine-tRNA ligase activity; ATP binding; tRNA binding
Source: RefSeq, a predicted model, not a curated record